ACUAUAUUAAUUUAUUCUGUAAUUCAGAUUCCUUUAACGAUUGCUUAAGUUGCCGUCGUCGUCAUCGUCGUUGAUAACGGGUCGGCGCCGUGAUAACAGGGGCACACCGCCUCCAAACAACCCCACCACUACCCGUUAUUGCUCUCGAACAACAACGUCGACGGAGCUAAUCUGUUUAUUCUGUUGAUGUUCCCGAGUCGGACGACGUUCAGGGUUUUUUACAUAUUUUUAUUGUGUUUUCGUUACCGCGUACGCGUUCACUCCGAUGUCUCUGUAAACGUCACGAGGACGGAGAGGUGGACGAGCGUGUCCAUUAGCGAGACCGUGUUGCGCGUUCUACACGGUCGUCUAGUGUUGUCUGCGAGGAGACGAAAAGAUAUCGACGACCGUGGAUUUUGUCCAGUGGGAUAAGUCUGUAACGAGGACGACAAAUCAGCCAAACUGUGUAUGACCCUAGUUGUUGUCUGCCAUGUGUGAAAACGCUAUUCACCCCGUACUUACACAAAAACAAAUUCAAACUAGUUAGUUUGUUAAACGAUGCAAGUUGAUAAAGAAAAGGUCAUUAAUGAUUAAUGAUUGAUGAAUUUGAUGUCGUAGCUCCAGGUGUUUAUGUAUAGGCUAUUAUAGCUACAGUGAUUGCAAUUCAUCUGUGACGACAAUGGAUCCUGGACGGCCACAGCAGCAGGACAAAAAGCAGCUAUUGCAGCAACAGCAACUUAUGUUGCAAAAACAAUUACAACAGCAACACCAACACCAACAACAGCAAUUAUUAAAACAACAACAGCUUAAUCUCCAACAGCAGCAAUUAAAACAGCAGCAGCAGCUCUUACAAACACAACCGAAUUCUCUGCAACAGCAGCCGGUAUUACAAGCCCAACCCCAAUAUUUGCAACAGCAGCUAUCGUCCAACCAACAACAACUGUUGAUACGGAAUCAGGAUUUUUUGAAACAACGGAGUAUGCAACAUGGUAAUUUGAAUCAGCAGCAACUUCUGGAACAUCAAAAAAAUCAAGAUCAAGCUAUUGUUGAACUUUUACAACUCCAUGAUAACAAUGAGUAUGAAGAUAAAAAUCAAGAAGACUGUCUUAUUGUACAACGGCAACAAGUAAUUCAACCACAACAGCAACCUUGUUUACAACGACAACAGCCGCUGCAGCAGUUACAAUCACAACUAGUGCAACAGUCUCAACUUGGUCAGCAACCACAGCAUCAACAGCAACCACAAUUUAUACAACAAUCGCAGAAUCAAUUUCAGAGUUUACAACAACUACAAAAUAUGUCGCAAAUACAAAAUUUGCAACAUCUACAGACUGUGCAACAAUCUCAGCUGAUAACACAACCACAGGUUGUACCAAAAACUCAAGCUGAACGUCAACCUCAAGUCGUAAGACAGCCGCCGGCCGUACAAAAACCCAGUACGUUACAACAACCACAGGGCGUACAAAAACCCAAUUCUUUACAACAAUCGCAGAUUAUACAGCAACAGAAUAAUCAGUAUUCUCCAGUGUCUACACAGCAACAGUCUAAAAAACAGCCCCCUCCUCAUACUCAACAAUUACUCCAACAGCAGCUACAACAGUUAUUAUUAAAGAAUAAAAAUUAUCCACAGCGUAUCGUCGUUUUGGGUAAUCAACCACAGCAACAGCAGUUAUCAUCACAGCAACCACAACGCGUGGUAACCAACAACAGUACUGCUCAACAACCACAGCAGAUGCAAUGUGUUGUUGUAACAAACCCUGGCCAACAACCUCAGCAGAUGCAACGUGUUGUCGUUACAGGAACCGGUCAACAACAACAACAACAACAACAGCAUCAACAACAACAACAGCAGCAGCAACAACAACAACAACAACAACAACAACAACAACAACAACAACAAAUUCAACGUGUCGUAGUGGGGAACAACAAUCAACAACAGUCUCAACAAAUGCAACGUGUAGUUGUUCCGACCACUGUAACACAUCAACAAAUGCAACGUGUUGUUGUUACAAGCAGCGGCCAGCAAAUACAGCAACAGCAGUUACAACAUGUCAUUCCAGGUACUAGCCAACAACAGUCACAUCAGGUGCAAAACGUGGUUACCCAAACAUCUAUCCAACAACAACCACAGCAGUUGCAACGUGUUGUCGUCACACCUACCAGCCAACAACAGGUUCAACGUGUGGUUACUUCCACCCCAAAUCAGCAGCAGCAGCAGCUUUCGCAGCAAAACCAACCAGUGCCACAACGUAUUGUUAUUGGUCAACUCAAAACAUCGCAGCAAACACAGCAAACGCAAUCGCCAUCACAAAAUGGAAUAGUCCUUAACCAACAAAUGACUCAACGGCCAAUAGGAUCAAUACAGCAGCAACAACGUGUCGUCAUUGCAGGCCAACAACAAAUUUUAAAAUUAUCGAACCAGCAACAAUCUCAACAGCAAAUCACACUUCAAAAGCAGUUGGCCCAUAAAUUAUUGCAGCCCACGCCACAACAGCAGCAACAAGAUGUAGUAAAAAAUCAACUGCAACAACUAGAUGUAGCGAAAAACCAACAGCAACAAGAUGUAUUAAAAAACCAUCAACAACAACUAGAUGUAGUAAAAAAACAGCAGCAACAACAAGAUGUAGUAAAAAACCAACAUCAACAACAAGACAUAUUAAAAAAACAACUGCAACAAGUGCCACAUCCACAAUUCUCGCAAGGUACUGUUGUUCCUCUAACGCAGCAACAGCAAAAUAACCUAAACUUAUCUAAUGAAAAUUUGGCAAAGGAGCUACAUAUUAAACAGUCCCAUCAACAGUUACAGCAAUUGCACAUACAGCCAUCCCAAAAACAUUCACAGGAACAAAUAAACAAGCAACUACAACAACAAAAACUUAAACAAAAGAAAGAAAUAGAUCAGCUACAACAUCAAUUGAAACAACCUCAACGUAGUGGUGUGAUAGUAGGACAGUUGCAACAACCAGAAAAACCAGAACCAGAAAAGUUAAAAAAGCAACUCGAGAUACAGCAACAACAGCGACAGAAACUACAAGAUCGCCUUCUUCUGCAACAACGGCAACAACUACAACAACAAAAAAAACUCAAAGAGCAACAAUUGCAACAGAAGCACCAACAACAGCUUCGUGAACAAGUCUUAUUACAGCAACACCUUAAACAACAACAACAGCAGCAAUUACAGAAAAAAUUACUACUCAGACAACAGGCAUCUCCAGAAAACCGUUUAUCGAUAAUUGUAAAUGGAAAUCAAAAUCAGAAAAUACAAGGUGAAGAGAAAAAAAUCAAUCAUCCGGAAAAAUCAGAAGAACGAGAACAUUUACGGCAUAUAGAAAAAGAUACUGUUGCUGAAAAACAGUAUCAACAUGGUAUUAAACGAAAUAAUAACGAAAAUGUGCCUGUUAGCGAAAAAGAGUUUUUACUAUCGUCUUCAUCGGAUGAUGAUGACGAUGACACCUUACGUAAGCAACGAAAUUUGCUUCGUGAAGCUGAACGUCUCGUUCAGGAACGGUACGACGCACUAACAGUGGUUUUAGGGCCGAAGUACCAAGCUCAAUAUGAUGAAAUUUUAAGAAACUGGCUGGCGAGUCGGUUAUCUCGGGAAGAGUUUGAUCGUGAGAUUCGCAAGGUGAUGUAUAUUUCAUGGGUGGCUAUGACAAAAAACACUGAUAAUGAUAACAAUAGCAAAAAUCUAUCUAUUAAGACCAGUAAUACUAUGACUUCGAAAAAAACUGCCAAAAAGGAUGCCACCUUAUCAAAGAUUAAAGAAGAUAAUGGUUCCUUAAUUAAUUCGUCAACUCAAAAAUCGCCCACAUUAAAAAAAGUGGCUGAAAUAAACGAUGAUUUAAAUAUUAAUAUUGAAAAGAAGGAAGCUAAGAUCAUUUUAGCAGAACGAGUUCCGUUGCAUAACGCAUUAAUCACCAGUUUAAUAAUGUGGAUGCCACUUAAUUGUCAGUGGUUAGAACUGCGAAAGGCACGUUCUCAAGGUGUAUCCGAGAGUGGAUCUCCGUUACGAUUGUACACUUAUGCAGAUGUUCCACAAGUGCGAGGCCCAAGUGACCACUGGUACCCUGAUAAGCCUGGCAGUUUGGCCCAUUUUUACUGGCCAAAUAUUUUGCCAUGCAUGUCUUCAUUGGUGGAAAACAACGAACACCCUACACCGAAAUUGUCGUUUUACGAACAAGAGGAAAAGAAAGUUGCUGAUGCUGUAGCUGCGGCAGUCUUAAUAAAGCCACCAUCGUGCAUAUUGCUCCCGUUGUUGAUGGAGGUGGCCGAAAACACAGAAAAGUUGCGAAGAGCAAGGCAAAUACAGUAUCAAAAGAGGUUUCCAAAAAAACAAAAUGUCAAAGUUACGAAAAGAUUACAAUGGCAACGGUUACAAGAACAAAAAAAGUUGGCUACAAUGGUGCGAUUACGUGACGGAUGUUCAAGACUGUUGCGUGAACUUAAAAUGCGUCUCCGAUGUCUCGCCAAUCAAGAAGGCCGACUAAUCGAACGGUUGCGUCGGCUUCAGAUUCGUAUGUCACGACGACGGCGUCAAGUCUUGGAGGAAUUUAAAAUUCGCGAGAAUGACCUAAAAUCUCGAAUACGGAAGUUUUUUGAUAGAUCAUACUUAGAACAGCCAAAUACUGAUUUUCAAGAGCGCCUACAUACAGAUGGUUCUACUAUUGAAGAUGAUAUAACUGAUGACGAUGUAAAUGAUAAUGAAAAAGAACCUCAAAAUAAUUCGCUCAAAAAACAUUGGAAAGAAGUAAAUCUACUGGAGAAAAAUCAUGGAAAAAAGAAGCAGUUGAAAACUACAACUACUGGCCAUCAAUCUAAACUAAAUGUUCGAGCUCAUCGUCCCCAAUCAACGGCUUUGACGAUACGAUUAUUGCGUGACCGACAACGAUUCUUGGCAACCACCAGGUUGCUUCAAGUAACCAAGCAGGAGCGCUUACAAAUAAGUAAUCAUGCUGAUUAUGUCCGAGAGGUCCGAAAUAAGAACUGUCCUUGCGGAGUGUCGGAUAAUAAACCAUGUCAAUACCGAAAACAGAUCCGUCAAUUACGAAAAAAGUUAAGAGCUCAUGAAUUGGCUGCCAUCAAGGAAGAAAUAGACCGAGAGCUAGUCAGAAAAGCAGCUGAAAAAGAAAAAGUAGAUGCCGAGGAACAUCAAAAAACAGCAGCCAUAGAAACCGAAAAGAAAAAAGCAGAAACCCAAAAGAAAAAAACCGUUACAAAAUCAACAAAGAAAAAAAAAGCGGCCAGGACCAAGAAAAAUAUCAAAGUUGAAGUAGAGGAAAACAAUGCUGUGUCUAUUGCCAAAGGCAAGGCAAUCGAUAAUAGUCUCGUGAAAACCAAUGCAACUACUAAUAAUAGUACUUCAAAAAAAAUUGCAUCCAUGGUUACCACUAGCACGAAAAAUGUAAAUACCAAAGGGCGACAACCCUUAGACAACCUAGACAAAGUUAACCAAGGAAAACAUAAUAAAGGAAUCAAUAAUUGUGAACUAUUGUUAGAUAAAUGUCCUCAACAAACUCGACUUGAUACUUUAGGGGAUACUAGAAACCGGAUAAGACCACCUCUACCAAAAGAUAAAAGAAGUGUAGUCAAUGUAGCUGAUGCUGCUGCUCGGGCGGCUCAAGCAGCAUUAGCUGCAUCAAAGAAAACUCAGCUUCGAAAAACUAGAGCGGCUGCAGCUGCAGCUGCUGCUGCUGCUGCUGCUGCUGCUACUGCUACUGCUGCUGCUGCUACUGCUUGUGCUACCACUACAAGUACUGUGUCUUCUUCCGGUAAAGUUGAUAAUGAUCGGCGAGCAAGUGAACUUAUGCCGCCACCACCACCGCCGCCACUUCUGCCAUCAUCUCCUCCAAAAACUAUUACUACUCCAAGAAAUCCUACAAUCGGAGCUCGAUACUUGCAGCAACAGCAGUUAUUGUUAGAUCGACACAGACAGCUGGAACGUAUUCGACGUGAUGAGGAAGAACGCCGACAACGAGCCCAAGAUGAACGCCUGCGGCUAAAGCAGGAGAGUUCAGAUAAAGAAGAGGAUAAGGCAAACAUGAAAAUGGAAGAAGUCGCUUCACCAAAUUUACCAUUUUCCCAACGAAUGAAAUCAAGGCGACAAAAAGCUCCAGUAGGCAUCAUACACCAGGACAUGAAUCGAGAAACUAACUAUAAAGAACAUGAAGAUUUUAGUAAAACUAAAAACGGAGAAGAAAAUCAACAAUCAAGUGAUUAUUACUUUUAUUAUGGUGGUGAUGAUGAUUAUUAUUCAUCAGAUGAAGAAUCAUCUGGAUCAUCAUAUAUCGAACCUCCAUUUCCUCCGCUUUUGCAUGAUCUUCGGAUGGACCAAUUACCCCGGCCUACAAAUAGGAUGCUAGCCGGGGCCGUUCUUCCACCUGGCGUUCGAUCUCGGUUGCAACCAAUACGACAAUCAAAUUCCAAAAUUCAUGAUGGAACUUCUCACCGUACACUUCAAGUUGAGAGGCUUCAGGAACUAACAACUAUGGAGAAUGAUAAUGAUCCGGUUCAAAAUGAAUCUACAAAAAUGUAUAGUAAAUUGAGUAAAGGACUUAAAACUGAACUUGUAGUACAGCGGGAUCUGCAGAAAGGAAAAUUUGACGAUACUAAAAUGUUACCAGAAAAACGAAAGCGUCGCCAAGAUGCAAACAAAUUGCCAGAAGGGAAGACUUUCGAACGAGUUCAACAGGAACGACAAGAGAAUGGAAAACCUAACCCGUUGACGGAAUGGACCAACCGAGAAACAAAACAAGUAGAAAUUACUUCAGUUAAAAAAUCGAGUUCAUGUAUAAAACAGCAACAAAAACACCUUGACAAUCAAGUGCAACAACAAAACUCUAUAAAUAAAAUAAUGCGAUCAGUUCCAUCAAAUAAAGGCCAAGAUACAAGCGUAGACGUUGAAGAAUUGCGAUCUGUGCAAUGGAAGGCGCCAUUGACGCAGUGGAAUAAACGACCUGUUGAAUAUGAAGCAGCUGUUAAACAAAGAUACCCGAUACAAAAGAAGGGGAAUGACUUACAGAAUUUGAUGAAGGAAAAAAUACAGACAUACAAACCAGCCAAAUUUGAAGGUUCAAGGAACCAUCUGUAUGACCAGCAACAGAAGUUAAAAUCUGAAGUUGAACGACAGAAAUGUGAACGUAUCAAAAUGAAAAAUAUGGUAUUCGAAUACCAAAAACUUGUAAAUACUUUACCUCUGAAUGAACAGUUGCAACAUAUGAUCCAAUUGCAACAGUACCUUCGGCCGCCGAAAAAUAUGAUUGAAAAGACUACUGUUAAGUAUAAUCCGUCCGUACAGCAACAACAUGUAGCAUCAACUAACGAUAUGUGUAUAUUACUAGACGAUUUGACUGACAAUAGUCAAGAACAAACAGUACAGAAACAAAUAAGUAAUCUGUUGUUAAAAAUAAAAUAUCAGCAAGAAGAAAUGUACCGACAUUUUUUUUCUGACGACAUAGCCCGUUGUCAAGGAAUAGUUUCUAAUAAGCUUGAUAUUAAUAACGUGGAACAAAAUGAUCUGAAAAACUGGUGUGACUUAUGGCCCGCAUACGAAGACAAGCCAAAAAACGAUGAAUUGAUGGACGAAGAACAAAGGUUACUCCGGACCCAAGAAUUGAUUGAGCAAUACUAUUCCAGUAAUAAUGACCAAAAAUCAGUGCGUUCGUUGGAACAACAAAAACGGAGGCUUGGACGGUAUGGGCGAGAACGGCUUGAACGAGAACUACCUAUGUAUCAACAACUACGAAUAAAACAAAUAAAGCAAUCAGAAAUAUCAGCAAGACCAAAUCUCACAGAACAACAAAUAUUAAAACGACAAAAUCUGCAGCAUAUUGAGCAAAAUUUACCGGAACGACAAACAUGCCUGGACCAAUACAAGCGACUUGGACGAAUUGAGCAAUUAGAACAACAAAAACACCUAUUAGGUAAUCGACAACAACAUCUGAACAGACAUAAGACUCAACAAAUACAAGACAAGCAGCAACAAAAUUCUGACGUUGGACGUACCUCUAUUCAGAAGCAGCUGCCUCAGUACUGUUGGACGGUUAGUAAAUUUCAAGUGUCAACAACUCUAUGUUACGACGAACAACUUCCACUACGUGAUCAAUUGUUGCGUAAAAACGCUAAAAAGAAAGAUUUGCGAGUAAUUAAAGUUAUUCGGCAACAACAGCGUUCCAAAUCCACAACACAGCGUGUAACUGCGACUAGACCCGAGAUAAUGUCUAGCGACGCCUCUAAUUUAGAUACAAUUAGACAAAAGAGUAGAGGAUCGCAACUUUGGUGGGCAAGCAUUGGUCUGCAACGGCAAAUAUCACCGUUAGUCACGGGCGUUGACAUUCAAGCUGAUCAAGAACUAACGCCUCUAGCAAUGAUGCCACUUGGUAAUCUACCACAGGUGACUAGACCGCAAAUUGGCACAAAAGUUGCAUCUGUCAUAGACGUUCACCCGAAAAAUGAAACGACAUUUACUAACCAAAGUAAACUUAAAAAGUGGUUGACACCACGUUUAUUAAACAUGAUGACAAAUGUUGAAGAAAGGUGGCUGCAACAGUUACAAACCAAGAUAUCACAACUUGAUCAACAAGUAGACCUACAUUUUAAGGCUAUGAUAGAUAGGCAACAACAACAAGUGAAAUUACUACUGAAUUAUGACAGACACCUGCAAUGCAUAAAAGAAAAAAAGCGGCUAGAACGUGAAAGACGGAUACAGCAGCUGAAAAAACGAACACCGUUUCAAGCGUUGCCGGUACACCAUCAGCAAGCACAUACGUUACGUGCAGCGGGCCAUAUACGACAACAACAACCAGAAAUACCAAUAAUUGUUAUCGAUGAUGAUAAUGAUGAGCCACUUAAUGAUACGAGAGUCGUUGGCCAAAAACAGGAUAAAUAUCAACAUCCAGUGUUCAUUGAUGAUGAUCUGCUGAGACAUAAAAUAGAAACAAAAGUAUUGUAUGAAGAUCAGCACAAGGGAAUCAGUAAUCGAUGGAAACAGUUAGAAGUUAUACGUAAAGCACACCAAAAGCAAUGGGAAUUAAAACUAAAGAAUUUAUUUUCAUAUAAGGCAACCAAUAGACAAUUUUGUCGGGAACUUAAUGGGCGUUUGAUGAUGCAAAUAAAGGAUCCAAAUUUAAUUAAUGCUUUAGAACAGCUUAACGGAGGGCCGUUAAGAUAUACUGAACGACAACAACUUGAGCAGCAAAUGCUACUUUCAGAAUCACAGUCCAUGGCAGAACAAUCAAGAAUGUUAAACCGUCAAAAAGAGCUUUCACAAAAGCAAGCCGUAAAAACCCGAUCUCAGAAAACACCAAUAGGACAGAAAAAACAGAAAAAAUCCAAAAAAACGAUGAAGCAGCAACGGUCAACACUUAAACUAUCGCAAAAUUUGAACUAUACCAAUAAAAAUCAACCAAAAAAAUCCUAUGAACACCAAGAAUCAGUCAAUAUUCGCCAACUACGUAGUAAAAAAAUCGCAGCCGUAAAUCAACUAUCACAAAAGCGUUCAAAACAACAAAAUAACCAAAAUCAACUACAAAUACAAAUAAAAUCUCCACUAGAACAGCAAAAACAAAUUACAAGGAUACAGUUAUCACGAAGUCAACUGUUAACGAAAGUUAAGGCACCUGUUGUGAGUUCAAGACACAUUUUCCUGCUACGAAACAGAAUACUCCAGGUACACUCAAACCGCAAUAAGCGACUACGGAACCAAAAUCAGCGAUUGGUGCCUAAGCAAGAUGUCAUCAUUAACACCACAGAAAUGCAAAAUCUAAAUGAAUCUACCAAAUUGGUUCUUAGAAAAAUGGCGUAUUCGCUGCAUAAUCAACGGUCCUUAUUACAGCGCCAACUGGAUAGAUUAAACGAAAUCCAUCCUGAUAAAAUUAACAAACAAAUAGAACCUUCAGUUUCAAAAACAUUGAUAAUGUCUGUUCGACAGCCUUUGAUAACUUCUCUGAUAUUGCCACCAUUGCAACCAUCAACCGUAAAACAACAAUCUUUGACUUCUACAGUUAUAUUAAACCCGCAGCGACCUUUAGCGUCCAUAGAUCAAUCGAGGAUGUCUUCGGUAAUGUUAAUAUCACAACUACCAAUGCAACCGAUUCAACCAACUGCGUCAACAUCAUCAGUGAACCAACCAUAUCAACAAAGGAAACUGUUGGAAGAAAAAUGCCUGGCAUUGAAACAGCAGCUCAACGGCGUUCACAGUAAACUAAAACCGCUGAUGGAAAUGUGGCAGCUUUCACUUCAGAUGCCUGGAAGUUGGUUAUGCCAUCAAUUGGAUGAUAUUGAGGAGUUAAGACGGAAAGAGUUUUCAAUUAAAUCCAUGUUAGAUCUCAGACAUUUGAGUGGCCAACAGCAAAAACAAAAACUUCUCCAAAAUAAUGAAGUUUCAGUUUUGAUGGCUUCAACCUCUAUGGCCCAGUGUCCAUUGCAACAGUUGCAACGGAUCCGGGAACACCUGAAUUGGCGACAACAACGAUUGCGUGAUCUAAUUGAAGACUUGCUGGUAUUGAUUUGCCCAGAACAACAUCCUAUGUUGUCUGUGACAACUCGGCAAUCUCCGAGUUGUUCCGUACUGAUCAAACUACAGCAACAUUCGUCCAUGACGGAACAAAUGAAUUCAACUUAUUCAGCGCUUUUGAACUUGCAAAGCCCUUCAUUAUUGAAAGAUAUUGAACAACAAUUUACCACCUAUUCAUUGUUAUUUAAACUGAAAAAACCAAAGAUGGCAAAACAGCAGUCAUUAGUGUAUUCAACAUUAUUAAAACUUCAACAACCACCGAUGCCAGAACAAUCUUCAUGUCUCCCUAUGAUAACUACACCGUCAGCAUCUAGUGAGCAACAGUCAAUUGCUUUUGUUUCAGAACAUCUUAUACAUAACCCUGAAACCAGUAAUUAUGUGCACCGUUCUAAUGAUCAAGUACAAGAAAAAAGACGGCUCAGUAUUGGAGAUGGAACUGAUGAUAAUUGCAAAAGACUUAAAUCGUCUAGCAAAAAGAGAUCCUUAUCACCGUUAAACUCUGUGAGUUAUAAGCGAGCUGUGCCUGCCUUAACUAAAAAUACUGGCAUUGACAAAAGCAUCCCUAUUAUUAAUCUUGUGGAUUCUGAUGACGAUAUCGAAAAAUUAGAUUCUGAUUCUAGCACUGAGUCAUCGAACGAAGCUAGCUUUGGUGUGCAAGUUUCAGAAAAAUCACCAUUAACAAUUAAAAUUAUUAAAAAAAAACCACUUUCAAGUACACAACCGAUAAUAAAAAAUAUUGUAAAUAAAUCAGAAAUACAUGCCAUGAAUUCUAAAAUUAAAGAAAACAUAAUCAGUAUUGACUUAACCAAAGAUUUAGAGAAAACAACGAAUGAAUAUUUGAAGGAAACUAAUAAAACGAGGAAAAUAGAAGGUGAAGAUUUCAACAAACUAAAAUCAAAUAAGGAUGAAGAUAAUAAAACGUUAAUCAGUGAACAAAUAUACAUUGAAGAUGUUGAAGUGACAGGAACAUCGGUACAUACGACAAUUGUUAGUAGACCAACACAGAUAGCUGUCCUUGUCAACAGACCAAAAGAGACAUCGCCGAUUAUUAAUAAACCAUCUGUUGACAACAAUCAAAUAUUAAAGGUAGCGGUUGUUGAGUGCACAUCAUCAAUGAUUACAAAUGUUGGUAGUAAAUGUAUAAAUGUUGUGCCUGGUGGUAGAAAUACAAUAAAAAUGAUGGGUGGUGUAAUAGACCCAACAUACGUAAAUAGUGUUGAUAGGACAAUAUCAGUCAUCAGCAAAUUGACUGAAGCAGCUGUGAGUGUUAUCAGAAAAACACCGAUGGCAAUGAUCCAAAACCAUCAGCCUGCUGUUGGCCAAAUACCUACCCCAAUAAUCACACCUAUUGAAAAAUCAAAUACGAAAAUGACAAAGUCAAUAGACCAAUCCCGGAGUAGCAAUGGUGGAACCGAAAAUACUAAAAAUGUAAAUAAAAGUAAAAUUGUUACGUCAAACCACCGUUGUCGAAUAGGUCCAUUAGCACUUUCAAAGACGGUUCGGCGGUUUCGACGCUUGAAUCGUACUUUAUCGUUGGAAACUCGUGGACCCGCGGUUCCUACUUUCCGUGACCAUGGAUUUGCUCAAGGUACUAUUGAACAAGUAGUUCAUGGGCGGUUCGUGACCACUAUAAUGACCAUGUCGGCUGCUUACACUAUUGCGUCAUAUAUACCUCCGCCGCUUCCACGAAUACCAUUUGACUAUGCAUCAAUAUAUAAACAUGUUGGUGAUAUGGCGUCUACAGCUAAGGGUAAUAGUAACAGUAACGUAGACAACACCAGCAACAAUGAAAAUAUCAAAUCAGCAAACACACCGCUAACACCACUGUCUGCUAUCAUGGGUUUGUUAGAGAAAACUGUGGAAACCUCUUCAAACAUUGCAUGUGGUAAUGGUCAUAUUUGGAAAGGUUGUGCACGGGCAUCUGGCCCUACUCUAAUGACUUUAAGCAAGGUAACCAAAGAAGCUAUAACACGAAAUACUGCCAUCCAAUCACGCACUACUUCUUCGUCUCAUUUGACCACGGGAGCGAAAGCACCGUCUACCAUACCAGCAAGAAUGUCGAGGUCAUCAAGAAAAAAGCCCAUACCCAUGGUGACAAAUUCGAUAAAAAGAUCCGUGUCAGCCACUGUACCCACUUCGUCUAUCUCUAAUAGUAACGGAAAACAACAAAUAACCAACAAAAGGUCUACUUCGCUAACUUCCAUAGCAAAACCGUCGUCAAUGGAAAUUAUGACCCCAAGUUCUACUUCAUCAAUCAAAAAAGCGGUAGUAGGGUUGUCUUCAUCACCGCAAUCAGUUGGGCUUCAUAAUAGAUCCAAGUCAGCUACAAUGGUAGCCAGCUCCAGCAGAAUACAACAAUCUAAUUCUGUAGUUCAGCCUACCAAAAGAUCAGCAUCAGUAGCAUUUUCAUCUGUACCAAUCCUCACGUCUGAAAUAACGACAGACAUUGCCGUCCCAGCGCUGAAAACAAAAAUAUCAACCUCAACAAUAGUAGCCCAACCUCACAAGAGAUCAAAAUCAGCUGUAACAACUACCAAUACUUCUACUAUCAACGUAUCACCGACUUUAACAAAACCUAGUCAACUUGAAGAACGUCUUAGGCCUGUCAAACGAUCUGCAUCAGAAUAUGUCUCUCCCUCCUUAACUAGUAAAAUAUCGGACUUAUCACCUCCAGCAGUCAAACCGGCCAAGAGAUCUAAGUCAGCCGUAGACAUUACACCUGUGACAGAGGCAGCUGCUGUAUCUAGAAAUAAUUUUAUACAACCAAGACCGAUCAAAAGGUCUGCGUCAAUGGCAUUGUCACCGCCUUCAGUCCAACAAACUAACAAAUCGAAGUCGGCAGUUGGAACACCAUUAUCAUUUGACAAAACGCUGACCCUCCAAACUGGACCAACAUUGGUCAACGCUACUGUACCUGGGCCUAGAGUAUCAAGGAAACGUAAUGUUUCAAAACCAAUGCCUCCCGCAGUAAUGUUUUCAGCAGCACCGAAUGAUGCAAAAAAUAAUGUUGUCACCAACAAAGUUAUUGAAACCGGUAACGAAAGCGAAACUACAGUUGAAAAAACGACAACGAUCACAGAUGUAGAGCAGCGCACUGUGACUGUAACGCGAACUCUGUGCCCUACCAUUCCGGCACCGAUGGACGUAACAGCUGACGCGUGCUCACUCGUGACGGCCGCGUGUGAACAAUUCAUCAAAGCCAUGAUCAUGGAACGGCAUUUGAAGGCGGGUCGCGGUGCCGGAACGCUUCAAUUGCGCCGUCGAGAUGCAUUUGCCGCGGCCAUAGCAGUUGACGAUGAAAUUCGACCAUUUCCUGAUUAUUGUCGGACGCCGGUGAUUGGAACAACUAUAGCUAAUCCAAUGACACCUGCAUACGCACAAGGAGAUAUUAAUGAUGUAUAUAAGGAACCAGGAUCUGAACAAAAAUCUAUUAUCACCGACGGUAGAUGUGAUACAAAAUUUAUCGUUAUGACAUUAGACAAACCGGACCACACCAACGAACGGCGGUCUGUAUUAAAACAACAGUCAAUUAUUGCAGACAGUAAAUCGAGUAAUAAAUUGUCCGUACUGACGGUUAAGACGGUUAUUGAAACGCAGACUACUUCUUCCACGACUACUGCGAUCAAUAAACUGCUUGGUCCGACGACCAGUACUACUAAUUCUGCGGUAAAAACGAGAUCAUCGAGGUCGGUGGUUGAAGGGACUUCUGCCAGAACUAGAGGAACGAUGAUAUUGAAAAAGACGAGGAGUUUGGCGUCUACUUCAGAGCCAACGAUGUCAUUAAGCAGCAAACAACCGACAACUGUCGAUCAAUUAUCCGCGGAGCCAACGUUCGCUGGAAAGCGGGCGAUGAGUUCUCUGCCAGUCAUCGCACCAGAGACAACAACGAACUCUUCUGCCGUGGUCAACGAAGCCACCAAGACGCUGCCCGAGUUGCUUCCCGAUACCAUGUUGACAUUUAAAACUUCCACUUCGACUCGCGGAUUUUUUGUGCAACGCUCUAGACCACUGUUACGGCCCACUUUCAACCGGCGACAGCCGUUCGGCCCGCUGGUGGCUACCUGUACCAUGGCUGCUACGGAUUCAACGUCUGCCAACAACAUGUACUUUUCAGAUGAUCGUGGCCAAGAUUUGGGCACUCAGGUCAAUGGGCUGAACGACGAUCCCUUUACUGAUAUCUGGGGCUGUUAUUUCGGCAAUCAGAAAAUGUUACCGCCCUUCAGCAGGUUGAACAAUUUCUUAAACAUUGCCGACAAACCGGAGAUGCCAUCGUCCGAAAACUACGAUGUAGAUGGCGGCAGCGACGACGAUACCACCUACCUAACACCACCCAGUGCAUCGCCAAAAUUGUCGCAUGACAUCAGGAAGGUAGAUGACAACAGCGCUCAGGAGCAGGUGUUGUUGUCAAACAGUCGUCAACAACUGAUUCUCAUGGAGGUCGCCUGUCAGCAACAGCAAAUUGAUCAGCUGGAAGAAGAGAUGGAACGACGUGUUCAAGAAUACCAAAAUCGUGAACCUGACUCGGAGGAAGUGUACUACCAAAAAUUCCUAAAACUGCAGUUUGGUUCAACAAAUAUACCACCGGAACAUUCAAGAUUACGGCUCUCUCCGAAUAGCCACAGUCGCCACAGCUUAGUGAGUUGGUAAGAUCGGCUUUCUCGCGAAACCCAUCGAAAAAAUAUUUUUGCUCUAUGUAUCCAUAGAAAAUUGUUUAACUUCUACUUUGCGUCUUAAACUACUUUUUAUCCAUUCCAUCGUGUAGUGAAUUUUACGCAGGUGCUAUAUCAGAAUUUUUUCUUUAAAAAAAAAAAUAUGUUAAUUAGAGUUUCAGUAUUUACUUAUGCUUUGUGCACCGACGCUAUUAUUAUUUUUUUAUGUAUAGCUCGAUAAAACUAUUUUCGACACUUAAUUCAAAAAUCACUUGCAUCAUAAUUUUUAGGUUGUUAUAAGUAUAAAAAUUUAUUUUAUUUUUUAUAAGUUAAUUUUAAAAGAACUCAUUAUUUUUUCGACUUUUUUAAAUAUUAUAUAACAUUUCAACGUGUGUUAAAAACUAAAAUAUUUUAUCCUACGACUGAAUGUUUUGUUAAGGGAAUAAUAUAAUUGAAUGAAAUUAUAUUUUUAUAAUUAUUAUAAAUUGUGUUAAUGUAUGCAUUAUGGAGUACUCUGAUAUAUUAUUGUGAAAAUUCGUAACUUAUCUCAAGGAACGAAAUAGAUUUAAUGAAUUGUAAAUAGGUAUAAAAGACUUAUUGAAUAAAAACCAUUAAUUGUUUAAUUUUAAAGAUUAAAUACAUGGAGUGUGGUACCACACAAUUUUAAUUGUUUUAUGUAAAAAAAACUAAAUGAUGUCUUUUAUUUGUAUCUUGUAUGUCAUUAAAAUAUUUAAUUUAAAUGCAAUUAAAUGUAAUUUACUUGAAUAUUUCCUUCUUAUAUAUCAUUUGAUCUACUAAUAUCUAUAUUUUGAUCAUUAUAACUAGGGUUAGGAUAUUUAUGAUUUCACCUGAUUUUUGUAGGUUGCCUAUGCAUGAUGCAUUCUUAUAUAGAGAUUAGUUUUAUGAUUUCUUUAUUGGAAUGUCAACAUUUGAUUUUGCAUGUACAUGAUAGUAUGUUUUCUGAAAUUUAGCAUAUAAGAGGUGCAUAUUUCGACUUUUUAUAAUUUUCUAUACAAAAUACAAACAACAACAUAAACGUAAACGUAAUUAUUUAAAAAUGAAUCCAAGUUUGUAUAUCUGUAUUUCGUAUCAAGAAUUCUAUAUUACGAUUUUGAGAUAUAGGUAAGCAUAUACAAUAUUUUAUGCAGCUCGCGGUCGAUUGUAACAAUCAUAUUUAUCUUAAAACUGCGAUAACUUUGAAUUUUAUAUAUAAUUUUAACUGUAAUUAUUAAUUAAAUGUUUUUAAACACUUUUAUUUUACAAAUUUAUCCGUAUUUAGCUAUUUUAUAGUGCAUAAACAUCCUAACCCUGAUUAUAACUAUUUCUAAAUUAUGUACCUAUUGUAUUUAAGGUAUAUGUGUAAGCAUACAACAAUGGUAAUUGUUUUGCCUAAACUACUUAAAUGAUAUUUAUGUUAUUAUGUUUAUUAGUUAACAAUAAUUUUUUUAUGUUAUAAUUUUUUGGAUUAUUAUUUGUACUAUCAAUAAACAUGCGUGGAUCUAAAUAUCGUUAGUGAGGGGGGGGGGCUAAAUAAUUCAGAAAAAAAUUAAUGUUGGUAUAUUAUAAAAAAAUGUGGACAAGAUUUGAUAACAAUAAGAACAAUUUUAUUUAUAUUUCAAAUGUAUGGAACUUAAGACAUAUUAUAUAUUAAUACACACGAAUUAGGUUUAUAACACUUCGAAAAAGGGGUCCUAAGCCCCCCCCCCCCCUCACCCCUGGGUCCACGCUUGUCGUUCAGUAGCAAUGUUGUCGAAAAUUUUAAGAAUAAUGAAGAACUUUUAUACUGGUGUAUACCUACUAUUACUAUUAUUAAAAAAUAAAAACAAUUUUGUCGUGAUAUUAUAUAUUUAACCAUAAUUUUAUUUUAUAUUAAUCAACGUGUCUAAUCGCAAAGCAAUUUUAUAAGAAAUAAAUAUAAUUUACUCGGUAAAUAUAA
This is a messenger RNA of Myzus persicae (green peach aphid), 17074 nucleotides long. RefSeq lists its product as uncharacterized. The record is from RefSeq and is a predicted model, not a curated record. The transcript has 3 exons. Bases 659 to 15136 code for a protein of 4825 amino acids. Lineage: Eukaryota; Metazoa; Arthropoda; Insecta; Hemiptera; Aphididae.